Messenger RNA from Lates calcarifer (barramundi perch), 6052 nucleotides. RefSeq names its product RNA binding motif protein 14b (gene rbm14b). NCBI's taxonomy places the organism in Eukaryota, Metazoa, Chordata, Actinopteri, Centropomidae. The record is from RefSeq and is a predicted model, not a curated record. Gene Ontology annotation, cellular component: cytosol. Gene Ontology annotation, molecular function: zinc ion binding; mRNA binding.
AGCGACAAAGACUAUUUGAUCGUGUUGUUGCCCGGGAUUCACUCGGUGUUACACUGUAUUCAUUCCAGUGCGGAAAAAAUGUGAUUGUCUGUUGAUACACUGUAUCCACCUCCUAUUGAGAACCAGUUGUUAUAUUAGCUAAUACGUAAUUAUCGCUCUUACAUAGCUAAGAAGUGUUUUUAUUCCGUUCCUCGCGCUUGUUUUCGCCUCGGGACAUCUUGUUUUGCCUGUUAGCGAACAAGCAUCCCGUCUCGCCAUUCACAAUUUUACAGCAAACGUGGACAAGCUGUCCCAAUGAGUCUAACCAACCAUACUUGUGUGUCUUUUCUACAUUUUUCCCCCCUCUCUCUUUUUCGCUCGUAAAUGAAUGUGGAAAUGUGUUGACUCAGCGUCGUGCUGCGUCAUCAGAAAAAACAGCUUCCCCCUCUGGUUGUUAUGCCUGAGAUGAACCCUGAGUUAAUGCAGCAGCCAUAUGUAACGAGGGGUGCACUCACUGAAUACAGUAGGGCUGUGUGCACACGCUGGGGCAUCUUUUUUUUUAAUGUGUUUUCUAUGAGCAGCAGCUUGAGGAAGAGGGAGAGGAGGAGGAGGUGUAGCUUGGUCAUGACCAAAAAAUAGAAAUGUCCUUCUCUGGUGUCAUGUUCCACGUUGCCCUUUGAUUUACAGCCAGACAUAAAGGUUGUUCAGGAGGGAGACAAGGUGUUGGCCAACCUGUGGCAGCACUCUUCAGUUUCACUUGUGUAGUUUAGAAGGAAAUUAGGAAACUUGAGGCAGCCCUGUCAACACAGAAGUUCAUAUUACCAUCAUAAAAAGGCCAUGUGAGUUGAUGACACAGCUGAGGAAAUGGUGUAGAAAUGCUCCUUUCCUCUCACCACUGUCUCCUGUGUGUGAGUGUGACUCAUAGCUGCACAGGUAAUCCUCUCAAGCGAGAUCUUUAAUGAGAUCCUUCAGAGAUCUCCUUCAAGCUGCCUUCGAUCCCUGAUGUACGUUGAAGAAUAUUGAACUGAUCACGGACAAAAAAUGUCGCUUCCUUUGUUUCUGUGGAGGGAAACCUGCUCUGAUUUAUCUAAUCUGAGUUUGUGGCCGGCUCACAGGCAAAUGUGUGGUCGGUGUGGUGUUUCAUUUGUGAAAUCUGAAUGUUAAUCUGGUAUUGUAUUCAUACAUGCGUUUAUCACUUUGACCUCAAAUCAUGAGCUGUUGCUUUUUCCGCUUCAGAGUUUAUGACACAGGUUAUUUGUGUGUUUGUUUAAUCUCUGGAACUGAAGUAACUGAGCAAAUUAGUUUUUUGAAAUGCAAAGUACAGCUGUACAACCUCUAAAUUUUGAGUUGUUGCAUUUUUUCAUGAUAGUAAUUUUUGUUCCAUGUUGCUGGAAAUGCAGGAAGACUUUAGUUUUUAAUCCAAAGUUGGCAGCACCCCUCCCUCACAGACAUUUUUAAGCCCUGCAAAAGAAACUAAAUCGCUGGGUCAGCUGGGUCUCUGUGUACUGCAGUCCACCCCUGUGUUCAGACAGUUGCACUCCAGCACCUCCUUCCUCCUCCUCCUCCUCGUCAGACUACUACAGAGCUGAAGCGCCAUGGACAAGAGCCACACAGUGAAGCUCUUCGUGGGCAACCUGGCGUUGGACACCACCCAGGAGGAGCUGUCAGCCAUCUUCGAACCUUACGGCCAGGUGGUCAGCUGCAGCGUGCUGCGGCAGUUCGCCUUCGUCCACCUGCAGGGAGAGGGCGCCGCCGAGCGCGCCAUCCGGGAGCUCAAUGGACGGGAGUUUCGGGGCCGGAAUCUGGUGGUGGAGGAGUCGAGGGGGAGGCCUCUGCACUCCACCAAGGUGUUUGUGGGUAAUCUGAGUGGGAUGUGCACCACUGAAGAUCUGCAGCAGUUGUUCCAGACGUUUGGAAAAGUUUUAGAGUGUGACAAAGUGAAAGGCUAUGCCUUUGUUCACAUGGAAAACAAGGAAGACGCGCUCCAGGCCAUCGAGGCCCUGCACGGCACCUCGUUUAAGGGCCGCCCGCUGUCAGUAGAGCUGUCCAAGGUCCAGCCCAGCAAGCAGGCGCCUACAGGGAAAAUCCCCUGUGUUAACUGUGGAAAGCAGGGCCACUAUGCUGGAGAGUGCCCUGUGGGGAAGCCCUCUCUGGAGCAGUACCAGAGUCAGGCGGCGGUCUUGGCUGCUGCCGCCGCCGCAGCCGCAGGACUGCCUCUACAGGUCCAACAAAGUGUGCACAAUUCAGUCUACAACACCUCCACUUUCGAUCCCACGUACGCGGCUCUCACCGGGAUCACCACAGGCACACGCACUGAUGGCAAUCCAGUGAACCCAGCUGUUUAUGGUGCCCUUGCCAGUCAGGUGUACGGUGCCAAUGUUGCCAAUCAGCUUUAUGGUACAGUGGCCAAUCAGGCAGCUCUUACAUCAGGCGCCACCCAAGUGUACAGCUCGAUGACCCCCAACAUCUAUGGCCAGGUGGCUGCGACUCCAGCGGCGGCUGCCGCUGCUGCCGCCGCCGCUGCUGCCUACUCAACUCCAGUUUACACUCCGACUGUGGCCAACCCCCCCAUGUACCUGGCUGCUGCCCCUGGAUUAGAAAUGCCAACGGCAGCAGCUGCUGUAAACCCCGCCUACACUGUAGCUCCAGCGAUUUACGGUGCAGCCACACCAGCCUAUGCCCACAUAAGCGCCAUGGGAGCAGCGGACCCCACCACAGCUAUCUUUGAAGCAGCCAGGCAGGCGCAUUACUUUGCCCAAGGCCAGCAGGUUGUGGCCGAGCAGCAGACGGUGGCUGCUGCGGCGGCGGCAGCAGCAGCGGCAAAGUCGGGCGAGAGGGACCGCAGUCCCCUACGGAGGUCAGCGCCCUUACUGCCAGACCCUGUGAUGAAGCCGUUCAUGUACCAGAGAGCCAAGCCGCGCCGACCCCUGCUCCCAACGCCUGCUGGCCGAGCAGCAGAAGAGGCCGUCGAGGCUGCAGAGGACCCCAUGGCCAGGUACUAUGCGGAGUACUACCAGCAGCUGCAGCAGUACCCCCAAUUCCAGUACGCCUACCCGCCGCCGAGCACAGUGACAGCCAUCCCCGGCAUGCCGGCCGUGCCAACGGUCCCCGCGAUGUCAGCCCAGCCGGUCGCCACGCUGGACGCCCUCAGGCCAGUGGUCCCCACCGCUGCGGCAGUGGCAGCCGCCAUGGCUGCGCCCAGGGUGUAUGAGCCGCCGUUGCCGCCGCCCACGCGCAAGGAGGCCAUCCUCCGCCGCCCCGAACUCUCCCUUCACACGCCUGAGCCCCCCUUCCGAUAGUCGCACACAACUCUCUGCCCCCCACCCCCAUCCCUCCCUCUUUGCCCUGAACCCACCCACCCUUCCACAUCUCCUCCUUCAUCCCCAAACUUGACCACCUUACAGCAGCUGUAUGUGUGUGUGUAUGUGUGCGUGCGUCUGAGGGGCUCUAAGUGUGUGUGGGGGUAGGGUUUGAAACUGGGGGCUUCUUGGUUUAUUAACCUGCUUUUUGAGGGACUUGAUCAGCCAACCUUGGUCCUGUUUCGCAUGCACACAGCACAGCCUCGAAAGGGAGGCUCUCAUCUGUUGUAUGGGCAUUCUAUGUGCUUCUCAGUUUUACUUUUUUAUCGUGCCAGUCUCACACUUGUGCCAGUAUUAGACUGACCCAGUCGGUCGUUUCAUAUGCCUUUAUUUCCGCAACCCAGUUAUGAUUUUCUAAGGCCAAAUCUACAACAAAAGACAUUGGUUUUGAACCUAUCAGCCAUCCUCCUUAGGCCUAGAUGAUCAGUUAGGGCAGCUAAUUUUAAACCUUUUUUGCCUUAUUUUCAAGAGUUUAGAUUUGUAAUGUGAUCAGAUGGGAAGUCAGAUAAACACAUAUUGUGUACUGGCUGUACUGCAUUGUGUCUAACAGGACCAAGGUUGAUGGGUUUCCGUGGCGGGGGUGGGGUUGGGGUUGGGGGUUGUUUGUGUUGAAUGUGAUGUGGAUGUCUGAAUGAGUGAAAGACAGAGAGAUGUGCGGGCUCCUGACCUUGCAGCGCACAAACGCAGCAGCUAAGCCUGCGCCUUGCAGAGAGAAAAAAACAAAACAAACAAAAACGUAAAGCACACAUAAUACGUACUGUAAUGUAUGUUUGGAUCUUUACUCAACCCUUUUUCUGACUCCCCCUCCUCACCUUUUGCUCUAACUGCAACGCUGAAAGACACUGCUUCACCUCUCUUUCUCUUUCUAACUACAGCUGCCUACCUCUGACAGUAAAUUUCAGUGUACAGUCUAUUCUGUUCUGUUAUAUUCCACACUUCUCACCCAGUCAGCAGUUUAUUUCCUGCUCCUCCUUGUAAAAAGGCACAGGGUCAGCGGUUUAGGGAGGAGCGGGAUUCCAGCGACAAUGACUUUUGUAGAUAGUCCUCCUUCAUGUUCAGAGGCCUUUCUUUUUAAAAUAGUGUACGUGUUUUGUUUGUUUUUAGUGUAGUUUACAUGUAAAACGAGUCAAACUGGGAUGUAAUGAAUUGUAAAUGGAAAAAAAACCCAUGUGUGACUACUGAAUGAGCUGUUUACAAAGGAUCUUUACAUAGCAUCCUGUUAGGAAUCAUGAUAAUAUGUGACAAGCUCAAUUAUGUGCCUAUAAGCUUUGAGUGAAGUGCAUUUAGUGGAGGGAUCUCCCAUUUUAAGUGCUUUUGACAUUACUUUUUAAUCAUUUCAAGGGAGGGUAACAGGAGCCCUCUCCAGGAGCCUAGUAUCCAGAAGGCUGGAAGCUUUCUCGUGUACUCGUGUGUUACUUUUUGUUUCAUAUCAUAGGGUUUUGAAAAAGCCACAAAAUGAGCCUCGCGGGUUCACGAAUUAGCCUCUGGUUUUAAGCAGAAACAAUAGCACCAAUGAAGUGAGAGAUGGGGCAGUGUCUUCCGGUUGCCCCAGCUGUUCUCCUUUUUCCAAAUAGCAGACCUGCUUCAGAUUGUAAUUGCCAAAAAAAAAGCAUCUGUUUUAAUGCGGUUGUUGUAUCUGGUUCUACAAUCGCUUUUAACAAUCACUCUGAGUUUUUUUUUUUCUUUUUUUCUUGCAAUUACUGUUUGAUGCAGCGGUCUGAUGCACAUACAGAUAUACCCUCUGAAAUCACCUUACUGCCUCGCCCCCCCCUUCCCCCCUCCCUCCUCAACCCACCCACCCUCUCGCCCUGUGGUUUUUAGUGGUUCAGUGACUUUUGCAUUUCACAGUGUAAUCUUUCUGUGUCGUAUAUACGAACGCAUACCAGUUGCAUCCUUUGUAGAAUUAAUGUGGUUUGCGAAAUGUCUUGUUUGCCAUGUUUGAGACCGUAUUUUUUAGAGAAGUAUUUUAAUUUUGCCUUUUGUUUUUUUUAGGAAAAGACAAAAGAAAAGUUUAAAAAAAUCGGCAUGCUUUUUAUUGAGAAUAUGUAUACUAUAAACCUUAUUAUAAUAAAGAAUGUUUGGCUGACUAUUGUGGUAAAAGACAGCAAAAGGGUUUGGACAUUUCCCCUUCUUGUUUAUGUUGUUCUUCUCCACUAUCUGUUUCUCUUGUGUAAAAUGACCACCAGACCCAUUUGACUGGGGACCCAGGGGGAGACAGGUGUAGAUGCUGGCCCAGCUUUGCUCUCUUUGGUCAGGGUAAGUGCGGGUUAGUGCUCCUUUCUCUCUCCAGCCUCUCAAACUGUGUGCAAACCAGCAUUUAUACGAAAGGGGUUUGCACUUGAGCAAAUGCAUUUUUAGUAUCAUCAUCAGUAUUCAGGCAAGAAAAGGCUUCCUGUGGUCCUUUUUAAAUUGACUUUUAAUGCAGAAAAGGACACUCCACACACUGUGAAAUCAUGUUGAGAGCUGGGGAGAGGCACACAGAUAGAAUGGCCUGGGUGCAUUUUGAUCUGUGGAGCAGUCCUGUUCCUGGGGGUUGAUGGGUGUGCGUCUGGUCUGGUCUGGUCUCUCCCUGCUGCACCAAAUUCUCCCCCCUCCGUGUGUCUUUGUGUCCACUCUACUCUCAGACCUGCAUGUGUCAUAAUCUGUAACUCUGCCGCAAACAAAAAAAAAAAACAAAAAAAAAACAGCCCCUCGACAGUCCAGCUCUGAACUAA